Messenger RNA from Drosophila guanche, 764 nucleotides. RefSeq names its product iron-sulfur cluster assembly 1 homolog, mitochondrial (gene MagR). The transcript has 5 exons. Gene Ontology annotation, molecular function: 2 iron, 2 sulfur cluster binding. Gene Ontology annotation, biological process: iron-sulfur cluster assembly. The record is from RefSeq and is a predicted model, not a curated record. Gene Ontology annotation, cellular component: mitochondrion; cytoplasm. Bases 89 to 484 code for a protein of 131 amino acids. Lineage: Eukaryota; Metazoa; Arthropoda; Insecta; Diptera; Drosophilidae.
UACCAAAACAGUCGCAAUCACAUAUUUUUCGAAUAGCAAAUCGUUGGAAUUUUAGGAAGAAAAACAAAUUAUAUAAAGCAAAGACGCAAUGGCAACACGUGUGGUGGCAACUGCAACGGUGCGCGCCGUAAAGGGACGCAAAUUGAUACCCACACGAGCGGCCCUGACCCUGACCCCGGCUGCAGUGAACCGCAUCAAAAGCCUGCUGCAGGACAAGCCAGACUUUAUUGGCCUAAAGGUUGGCGUGCGACAGCGCGGCUGCAACGGCCUCUCCUACACCCUGGACUAUGCCAGCAGCAAAGCAGACAAACUGGACGAGGAGGUGGUCCAGGAUGGCGUGAAGGUAUUCAUUGACAAGAAGGCGCAGCUCUCAUUGCUAGGCACUGAAAUGGACUUUGUAGAAUCGAAGCUGUCCAGCGAGUUUGUGUUCAACAAUCCGAACAUCAAGGGCACCUGCGGCUGCGGCGAGUCGUUCAGCAUGUAAACUCUGGCUCUGGAGCCGGCAACACCCGCCUCGCAGACACCCUCCCCCCAAAGCUUAUGCCUAACGAAGGUCAGAUGCAGAUCCAAUCCCAGCAUGCACCACCCCCAAAGCAUCUUCGCUCAUUUCUGUUCGCAGUAAACUUGACACUGUACACGAAUUCUAAAGAUAAGUUGUGUUCUCUGUAGUUCAAAUUUAGUUGUAUAUUGAUAAAAACAAAAAAAGAAGGAUUAAGGCUCUAGGCAAUCAUCCAAUGUCUAGGAAAUUAAAAUAAUUCAAUGUA